This is a messenger RNA of Protobothrops mucrosquamatus (brown spotted pit viper), 3070 nucleotides long. RefSeq names its product melanoma cell adhesion molecule (gene MCAM). Lineage: Eukaryota; Metazoa; Chordata; Lepidosauria; Squamata; Viperidae. Gene Ontology annotation, cellular component: plasma membrane. The transcript is spliced from 16 exons. Gene Ontology annotation, biological process: angiogenesis. Bases 24 to 1877 code for a protein of 617 amino acids. The record is from RefSeq and is a predicted model, not a curated record.
GUCCGGGCACGGUGCGGGCGACCAUGAGCUGCGGACGGCUGGGAUCCCUGGCGCUGGGCUGCCUCCUGCUCGCCAGCUACUGCGGCAGAGGAGAUGCAGAAGCAAAUGUAGAGGUUUCCAUGCCAGAUGUGGUAGAAGCCGAAAUUGGAGAAACAGCUGUAAUUAACUGCGAGUUCUCUCUCCCAGAGAACAGCAGCUACGCUUAUAUCCACUGGUUCUCUGGGGAAAACAUGGCACGGAAGAGAAUCAUCUCCUUGAUCCAAGACAAGGAAGUCUGGGCAGAAGACCAGUACAGAGAUCGUCUGAACAUUGCCAAGAAUUUCUCCCUCGCCAUCAAGAAGGUCACUCCACAAGAUGCCAAGCUCUACAUCUGCCAAGUGGGGCUCGGCAGCCUCGGUGUCAGUGAGAACCGGACCAAGCUGCAGGUCUCAAAAGCCCCAGAAGCCCCCGAGUUUCAGCUGGCGAAAGAUGGAUGGCGAGCUUCUGAACCCACGCUUCAAGAGAUAGCCACCUGUACUGCCCGCAAUGGCUUCCCGCUUCCAAGCAUCGUGUGGUACAAGAACAGGGAAGCCCUUCACCCCAAGGAUGAAGAAAUAGGGAUCUACCCGACCGUCAUCACGGAAUCCAGCGGCCUGAUCACCGUCCGCAGCAUGCUUUCAUCCCGAGUCACCAAAGAGGAUCGCGAGGCUGAGUUUCACUGCCAAGUCAAUUAUACCCUGAUGGGGACAAACAAAACCGCCGUGUCAGAGAGCUUCAAAAUCAAUGUUUUUUAUGCCACCCAGAACCUCAGUUUUAUACUGGACCAGUCUAACCAAGAGUUGAAGGAAGGAGACAACGUAACUUUGGUCUGUGAAGGUGAUGGGAAUCCACCUCCUGAAUACACUUUAUUCAAGACAGAGGACACACAAUACUCAUCCCCAGACGGGAAGCUGUCAUUUCCCAGCGUCAUGAGAAACGACAGUGGUCUCUACUGGUGCAAAGCCCUGGAUCUGCACACUCUUGAGGAAUUAAUCGCUUCGGUGGAUCUGAUGGUAAACUACCUCGAUGUGCCCACCAUCUUCCCAGCUGGAACCCAGGAACCAGUGGAAGGAGAAGACCUGACCCUAACUUGCUCCACCACAGGAUCUGGACCCUUGAAAUUCCAGUGGCAGAAGAAAGGGAAGCUCAUUGCAGACGGUGCCAUCCUGAACUUGACUUCCAUCACCUAUGAGAAAAUGGGCAAUUAUACCUGUGUGGUGACAAUGCCAGACUUCCCCGAUUGGGUGCGCUCCCGGCACAUUUUUGUUGCUGUUCGAGCAAAGCCCCAAAAGGUGCUUCUGAAGCAGAAUCUGAGCGUGCGGGAAGGGGAGGUGGUGGAUCUGACCUGCAGCUUCUACUCGGUGCCUCGAAUGAACAUCUCCUGGAGUACAAGUAACGGCACGGUGCACACAUCCAGACGGAAAUACCACCACAAUAGCACUCUUUCCGUGUUGGUCACCAAGGAGAUCCUCAAAUCAGGCCUCAGCUGCAGUGGUGAAAAUGAGUUGGGGUCAGAGAAUCAACACUUCCCACUCUGGCUGAAAACCAAAGACCGUCCUGACAAAACGGAGACCAUAACGCAGGACAGCAAAGGGGUGAUCAUCGUGGCCGUCAUCGUCUUCCUGCUGGUCUUCGCCAUCCUGGGGGCCGUCCUUUACUUCCUGCACAAGAAAGGCAAGCUGGCUUGCGGACGCUCCGGCAAACAAGAAAUCACGAGGCCCGAAGCACAUAAAGACGAGAUUGUAGUUGAAGUAAAAUCAGAUAAACUUCCUGAAGAGGCGGGUCUUCUGCAGGGUGCCAACGGUGAGAAGAGAUCGCCAGGUGACCAGGGAGAGAAAUACAUCGAUCUGAGGAACUGAAGAGAGCUGGCCGUUUUCUUCAAAUUUUCUCCUGCCCCCUCUAAAACAUUCACCCCACCCCGUCAUUCAGACACGCAGUAACCAACAACGCACGGAUGGACCCAGUACGGGAUAUUCUGCAAUCUUGCCUUCUGUCUUUUCAAGGAGGAUGUGAUUUUUUUCAAAGAAGACAAUAAGGAAAGGAAAGGUGGUUUGAUGCAUUGUAAUUUCAGAGCAUUUGUGUUAAGAGGGUGGGCAGAUCUGUGCUGUUCUGUUGUAUGUUAUGUGUUUGCAUUCCGGGUUUUAGAAAAGAAGGGAACAAAAGGUUUAAGUAGGCACAAUUCAAUACUGGACAAGCCAGUCAGUUCAGAAUUAGAACUGUUACACCAUUAACACCCAAUUUGUAAAGCUGGAGCACAGGAUAAUGGGUAAGAGGCUUUGUUUCCAGUAAGGAGGUAAAUCGAAAUGUUCAUUUAAAAAGCAUGUCAAAGGCGGAGAAUGGCUGAAGUUGAACAGAAGACGUGAGUCUCAAAAGUGAAAAAGGAAGAAGCACAUUUGAAGUUUUUGUUUAAGGACACUCACCGGGGGAAUUUGUUCGGUUAAUAAGUGAAAUGUUCUUUCCGUGGUUCUUACUUAGGAUAGGAACAAGGCAAUGCUUUUCAAACUUGGCAACUUUUAAGAAUUCUGAAAGUUGAAGUCCGCACAUCCUAAAAUUGCCAAGUUUGAAAAGCACUAGAAGAGGAUUUUUUUGUGUGUAAAAACUGUACAGUCACAUCUUAUCAGAGAUCUCCAGCUAGUCCCCUCUUCCCUCCAGCUCCAAAGAAAUCCCUGCUCAAGUCCACAGCCACUGCCGUAAUUUUUGCUAAGACCCUCCGCAGCGCCCACUUCUCCCUCGGCUGCAACAAGAGAAAAAUGGGAAUUGGAGACGCGGUUCUUGGGUUUCUGUCCAGCUGAGAUCCUUGGAGGAAGAGGCAGCUGCCACCGCCAGAGACCAAAUACAGAAGAUGUGUUUGGCUGCUCUGGAGGGUUGAUGGUCUUGAAUGUCUUAGAACCUGUCCUUGCUUGGAAUGGACAAGAUCCCUAUGUGGAAAUCAAGUCAUGCCUCCUCCUUUCCCUUUCCCUCCUCCCCUUUCCUUCUCCUGGGAUCUCCUGGCUGCCGUUUCCUAUUUUGACCUUUAUAAAAUUUGAAGCUGGGAGGAAAAACCCUAUAUAGC